AUGGACGAUCCUUGGGGCUCACCGUGGGCCGACGAAUUGAAUAAUGAUGAUGGUUUGGGUAUUCGGAGCAUUGAUGAGGCAGCAGUUGGAAAUCGGGUUGCGAAGGCAAGUGAAGCUUUAAGGAAGAACAUUAAUACGACAUGGGGAACUUCAGACGGCGGGUUCGGUGAUUGGGAAGAUGAUAGGGGGAGAAGGAAAGGGGGUUUGGGCUUGGAUGGCGCGGAAGAACAAUGGAUUACACCGAAACGUGGAAUGGGGUUGGAGGUAGUGAAGGAUGAUUCUGGAGCAUUAUCACCGGGUUGGGAUAAUUUUUCUACGAGUCCUGCGCCUGAAGUACCGAAACUAUCGCACAGUCUCAUUGCGAAGUCUGCAGCAAUUGCCCGAGAACCCUCUCCGGAUCCCUGGGCGAACGCCGCCUCUCCUGAUGCAUCUGCGAUUGUGGAAGACAAGUUUAGCUCAGAAGCCACGACGUCGAACCCGGAAACCAUCGAAGAAGCCAUCGUAGAAGCCGUCGAAGAAGCCAUCGUAGAAGCCGUCGAAGAAGCCAUCGUAGAAGCCGUCGAAGAAGCCAUCGUAGAAGCCGUCGAAGAGGCCGUUGAAGAACCUACAAAAGAAGACCCCGUAGGGUCUCUCGAGGCAUUCGAGGCGACUGUGCCGCAAUCAGAGUCUGGCGGUGAAACAAAAGUCGAGCCAGCGGAACCUGCUUUGGAAGAAACAGUUCCAGAGGUAGCGGCUGGAUUAGAUGAGGCUAGCGAGAAAGAAGUUGGGUUAGACAUUGAAGGAACAUCCGAAAGUGAUCUAUGCGCCGAGGACGCCGAGGAUACCGAUAAAGAAGAACAACAUAAAUCAGACGAUACUGUUCUGCCAUCGACACAAGAGCCGGAGCAUGAAUCGUCGCGCCCAUCUUCUUCACCGUCUGAUACAGAUAAUCACGAUGAAUUACUGCCAGACUCAGCGCGAACUUCCCUAGACGAAGAACCAAAAAGGUCUCGAACCACCAGAGCUGUCUCGCCGAGCGCACAGGAGCUAGUCGAAGACUUAGAUGGUUUGGCGGAGUCAGAGGAUAAGGUCACAGUGGAGGAUGUCAAGCUACAGGAUGAAGCUUCGACGGAACCGGAUGAUGAAGACGUCGUGGUAACAAAUCCCGAAAAUUCGGAAGAUUACAAGCUACAGGAGGAUUCCAAUGCUGAGGAGCCAGAUGACGACGAGUUUGGAGAUUUUGGAGAUUUUGAAGAGGGUUUGUCGGACGAUGGCGAAGAACCGGCAGGAAAUCAUGAUUCAACGAAGGCCACUAUUUCUUCCGAAUUGGCUACACCGCAUAAUGAAACUUCCGAAAUACGAUCACAGAAAAGACCGUCAGGACCAGUGGAUUUUUCUAUCAAUUUGAGCUCUGUGAAAACUUUGUUUGGAGAGACCGAGGAGAAGAAUGAUGAAGCCGUUGAGAAGAUUUUUAUACCCGAUACUAUCAUUGCUGACACGUUUGCUUCCGCUGAUGAACGAAAGAUGUGGUACAGAAUAUCAAGGUACGGCACUAUGCGGAAAUACAACACUGGAGAUAAUGAAAACUAUGUUCGGAUCUCAUGGGCACAAUCACAAGUCAAGCAAGAUACUCAAAAAAUAGUGGCAAGGUGGAUGGAGGAAGAUCGAAAUAGUGGACAUGUUACUCUUGGCGGGACAGGCAAAGGCGGUUCUCUUUUUGGUUGGAAUGAUCCGAAUGCACCACCUGUUCCAUUAGCGACAGUACUUGGCUCGAAACGAAAGAGCGUGAAGCUUGGAGCGAAAAAUGAAGCUAAGGAAUUAGUUGAAGUGCCUAAAAGGCUUGCUCGAGACCGAUCGAGAUCUAAGUCUCGUUCAUCAUCGAAACCAAGAGAGCACAGCUCCACAAAGUCAGUGGAGUCAGGUAUUGACGUUAAAGCACCACCACAGUCUCCUGCCGUACAAUUUGGAUGGAAUUCGUCGCCAAAAACACAAACAGCUUCCACUUCUAAUAGCUUUCCCUCAACUACAGAUACUUUUACGAAGCCUCUCCCUCUUCGGAUGAAUUCCGCUUCUGGAGAUUCACUGCAGUCAGGUUUCGCAUUACGAAGCCCAGCACCAAUGUCUCCAAUUGAACCGCCUCCAAGUUUCCUCCAAGCGGUUAAGAAACCUAGACCAAUUUCAAUGCCACCGCCAUUUAAGAGUAGUUCAGGCAACGUAUCACUAACAGCGGUGUCCAAUUCCUCGGAUGACGAUGACGAUGACGAUGAAUGGGGCGAAAUGGUUUCCUCGCCUGUUGUCACCGAGACUCCCAAGUUUCCAACCCGCGGGUUAAGACAUAAGAAGUCGCUGAGCCUCGGAAGUUCGUUUCCCAACUCCAUUACUCUUCCAAAUCCUCAGGUUACAAAGCUCCAGUCUGAAUUUGGUCGUAAGUCGACAGCAAGCCUUGGUGAUACUCUUGGAAACCCUAAAAGUCCUAUAGUAUCGCAGCCUCCACUAGUAUCUGGUACUAGCAUUUCAUCCCCUGUAUCCUCAAACUCAUUUGUAGAUCUGUGGUCCACACCAGCAAGUACUCCAGUGCCAAUACGGUCACCUGCAAUUCCUCCUCCGUCACCGGCAUUAUCAGCCUCAGCAAUCUCUAAUCCUUCACCCCAGCCUAUCUCCUCCUUAUCAUCAAACACAAACUCCACAGAUACCUGGUCUUUACCUCCUAAUAUCUCAUCUGCCUCAGGCUCACCAACCACAAGUACCUGGUCCCAACCACCUCUUUCAUCAAUACCACCUGCCACAAAAAGCAUUCAAGAUGCAUGGGCAUCAGUCGAUUUCUCGUUCUUCGACACACCGACAUCUGCACCCGCCACUACCUCGACAUUCUUAUCCAAACCGACCACAAACCAGAGACCACGAUCUUACGUAGCACCCCCGAUGCCUAAAACCGUUGCUUUUUCUACUCCAUCACUUACAUCUAGACGCUCACUUCCACCUCCUGUCCAUACAGGUUAUAGUUCGAAAACCAAAUUUGAAAUGGAGCAAGAUGCGAUUGUGAAGAAGAUUGUGGGUGGGUUACCUGAUUUGGGAUAUAUGCUUAGACGGUGA
Messenger RNA from Sclerotinia sclerotiorum 1980 UF-70, 3072 nucleotides. RefSeq lists its product as hypothetical. The record is from RefSeq and is a predicted model, not a curated record. The transcript has a single exon. The coding region runs from base 1 to 3072 and encodes 1023 amino acids. NCBI's taxonomy places the organism in Eukaryota, Fungi, Ascomycota, Leotiomycetes, Helotiales, Sclerotiniaceae.